GGAAGGCCGCGUCGGCACCGAGCAGUGAUGUUGCUCAGGGGGUUCGUUCUGUGCAGCCGGUGACGGGAAAGCGUCCGAGGAGCGUGCGUGUGGCAACGCUUCUGCCCACGACCGCAUGCUCAAACCAGUGAACCUCUGGGAGGUUCUGGCGAGAUUCAUUUUAACUGUGUAAACGCUCGUCUCGUCGAGCGGAACAGCUGCAAUCGUAAUGACUGUAGGUCAAAUAUUGACGGAGCAAAUGCAGAGUGGAGAGAACGAGAGAGGAAGUCAAACGUCCAUGUUCCCAUUAGGCCUUUUGCUCUGAGCUAUAGGUCAUCUGAAACCAUUUAUGUAACUGAAGGUGUCCUAAAAACGCCGGGUGCCCUCGUGUUCCUCCUCCGCGCUCCCUCCCCGUCUUUUGUCCCUGCAGUCGCUGAUAAUGUGGCUCGCUCGGUGGAGCUCUGCCUCUGACACGGACGUUUGUGCGAUAUGAUUUGUUAUUGUUGUGUCCGGGUUGAGAUAAGGCUAACGCUGCUUCCCUUCCUCCCGUUUCCACUGGGCUGGAUAUGUGGAACAGGCCUAAUAGAAAACAUGAUUUAACAGGAAUCUGUGCUCGUGGUGUGCCUGGAAUUUUCUGGAAUGUUUGCGGUGCGGAUGUGAUUUUGGUUUCACGGAACAAUGGUGUGAGAAUAUAAAGCGCGGCUCUGGGACCGGACCGCGUUCCGCUCACGUUUACAGUAAAUCCCAUCUUUCUCAGGGAGAUAAACAUUAACGCCGUGGCUUCAGUUUUUACUGUGGAAACACGGAUCGGUGACACGUGAGGAGGAAAGCGUUGAGCAAUGGCUCUGGAGUGAGUAGCGUCUGCUGAGGCUGACAGGCAGCUGAAGAUAAUCACUGGUCUCACUUCAUCGUUCUGCAUGAAUCACAUGCAAACAAAGUCAUGAAGCAACAUGUCUUGAGUUCCAGGGACUUUAUUGCUGAUGUUGGUUUACGUUCAGCGUCAGUCAUACUACAACUACACUUAAAUAUGGAGGCCAAAAUAUUAGGACCACCCCUGAAGGCAUCACCCAGUAUUUAGCUUCAGUGAAUCCGAUUGUACAGGUGUUCCUAAAAAAGUGGCCCCUGUAGCGUUUCUGGCCUCAGAGCCGUAUGCAUGCUCCCCACGCCUCUUUAAAUGCAGCCUUGCUCCUGUGUGGGUGAGGGCUCAAACAGGAAGAAGCCACCGUCUGCCUAUCAGGUAACGGUUACCACCAGCAGCAGCUACAGGCAUGUGGUGGGAGGAUGUUCUGCCUGCGCUCCUCCCCCGGUGGCUCGGGUCCUAUCGUAAAGACCCUGGGUGUGAACUACAACCGUGAGGGUCCCUCCCUGAGUCUAAGUAAAACCACAUUGGGGAAUGCACUCGCUUACACACACACACACACAAUCACAAUCAGUGCCACACACACGGUUAGUCGGUCUAGUCAGUGCUCCUUCCUGUUUUUCGCUCGUUCCGUGUGUGCGUUGCCUCGGCCGAGGAGGAAGUUCUGUCUGAGAGGAAGAAAGGAGCGUACGAGGGCUUCCAGGAGGAGCUUUUUGCUGGGGUGGUGACAUUUGCCCCCGGGGGGGGGGGGGUAAAGUCCUGACACCAUGGGGGCUGUGCGCGCUGCUGCCGGGGCUGAAGCGCUUCUAACAGCAGACGACUGACUUUGUCUUUGAAAGUCAGCGCUCCAACCAGACAAACCAGAUUCCUCCACAUGGAUUUGAGAGGGAAACCCUACCCUGAAGCCUGCUGCGGAGUAGACGUCACACACACAUAGACACACGCACGCACGCACACACACACGCGGCAGCUACAACCAGCAUGGAAGCGCUCAGAGAGUCCUUCCUUCAUUUGACUUUUCAGAUGUCAACGUACAAGCGAGCCACACUGGACGAGGAGGACCUGGUGGACUCCACUGGCGACGACAUCUACCCAUCAUCACCCAUGCAGGUGAACCUUCUGCCCGGUCGUGGGUCCGUGUGUUUCCCAGACCGGACACACAGAGAGAAGAAGUUGCUGGCAGUGGUGUGUGUCCUGUCUGUGGGCCUGUUCAUAUCCCUCAUCACGGCCGGAGUCUUCUACAAACAGAAUCGCCCCGGCUUGUGUCUGACGGAACCGUGCAUCACUGUGGCCAGCGCCGUCAUGAGCGCGCUGGAUCGGUCGGUGGACCCCUGCCUGGACUUUUACAACUUCGCCUGUGGAGGCUGGAUGAAGAACAACCCCCUCCCCGAGGGCAAAUCCCGCUGGGAGCCUUUUAGCAACCUCUGGGAGCACAACAUGCUCGUGAUGAAGCGUCUGUUAGAAAAUACUACGAUGAAAGAUCUGAGUAACGCCGAAAAGAAGGCCCAGCGAUAUUAUCAGGCCUGCAUGAAUGAGACCAAGAUUGAGGAAUUAGGAGCUAAGCCAUUACAAGAUCUAAUCAGCCAGCUCGGAGGAUGGGCCCUGACCGCAGCCUGGGACAAGGACAACUUUCAGGAGGUUUUGCAGACAGUGUCUGCCAGAUAUCGCGCCUCACCCUUCUUCACUGUCUUCGUCAGCCCUGACUCCAAAAACUCCAACAGCAACAUCAUCCAGGUGGAUCAGUCCAGCCUGGGACUCCCCUCGCGUGACUACUACCUCAACAAAACAGCCAAUGAAAAGUAUUUGACAGCAUACCUCAACUUCCUGGUGGAGUUGGGGGUUCUCCUGGGCGGAUCAGAGGAGACGUCUCGGAAGCUGAUGGGGGAGAUCGUUGACUUUGAGACCACCCUGGCCAACCUCACCACCCCCCAGGAGGAGAGAAGGGACGAAAUGCUCAUCUACCACAAGAUGGAGGCCAAGGAGCUGACAACGCUGGCGCCCGCGGUGGACUGGAUGCCGUACCUCACAGAAGUGUUUGCUCCUGUGCAGCUCAACGCCUCAGAGCCUGUGGUUGUUUAUGCCAAAGAAUACCUUGAGAAAGUUUCUGACCUCAUCACUAAAACGAAUAAAAGCCUACUCAACAAUUACAUGAUAAUGAAGGUAGUGAGGAAGAUGGUUUCCAUUUUGGACCAAAAGUUCCAGGAUGCUGAGCAGCGCUUCCUGGAAGUCAUGUAUGGAACCAAAAAGAGCUGUACUCCACGCUGGAAGCUGUGUGUCAGCGACACCGAUAGCGCCCUUGGCUUCGCACUUGGAGCCAUGUUUGUCAAAGCCACCUUUGCUGAGGACAGCAAGGCCAUUGCUGAAGAUAUGGUUGCAGAAAUUAAAUGGGCGUUUGAGGACAGCCUGAAGCACGUGAGCUGGAUGGAUACAGAAACAAAGAAGGCAGCGAAAGAAAAGGCAGAUGCAAUAUACAACAUGGUCGGUUAUCCAGAGUUCAUAAUGAACGCCGCAAAGCUGGACAAAGUGUUCAAUGAUUUUGAAGUGGUGUCAGAACUAUACUUCCAGAACGUCAUGCAGUACUACAACUUCUCAGCCAGGGUGACGGCCGACCAGCUGAGGAAAACUCCCAACAGAAACCAGUGGAGCAUGACCCCUCCGACUGUGAAUGCAUAUUACAGCCCAACCAAGAACGAGAUGGUCCUGCCAGCAGGAAUCCUCCAGGCUCCGUUUUAUAGUCGUUCCUGGCCCAAAGCCCUUAACUUUGGUGGAAUCGGAGUGGUGAUGGGACAUGAGCUGACUCACGCGUUUGACGACCAAGGGAGGGAAUACGACAAAGAGGGAAACCUGCGGUCCUGGUGGCAGAACUCUUCGGUGGAGGCCUUCAAGAAGCACACGCAGUGCAUGGUGGAGCAGUAUGGAAACUACAGCAUCAACCAGGAGCAUCUGAAUGGAAGACACACCCUGGGAGAAAACAUCGCUGACAACGGGGGACUUAAUGCGGCCUAUAAGGCUUAUGUGAACUGGAUCAGGAAAAAUGGCGAGGAGGCCACACUGCCGGCCCUGGGAAUGAGCAACCAUCAGCUGUUUUUUGUUGGCUUUGCCCAGGUGUGGUGCUCUGUCAGGACGCCUGAGAGCUCACACGAAGGAGUAAUCACCGAUUCUCACAGUCCAUCGAGGUUCAGGGUCAUCGGUACCGUCUCCAAUUCACGCGAGUUCUCUAAGCACUUUGGCUGCAAGGCGGACGCUCCAAUGAACCCCAAACACAAGUGUGAGCUGUGGUGAUUCUUCAUUGCACAGUGCAAACCUGUUUGUUUAGGACACUGAAAAUGCCUCUUUGGCUGCGGCAUUCAAGAACCACUGAAAGUUGUGCUGGUUUCCCACUUCAUGCUUCUCCAGCUCCUAAUCGGGACAAAAUGUGCCUGCUGUGAAUGGACGAUUGCAAUCCUCAGUGCUUCUGAACAAAGGCUGUUGAAUUAACAAGCAGCUGCCACUGAACUCUGACGUUACUUUUAGCUAUAAAUGUGCUUUUUUAACACUGGAAAUUCAAGAGAUAGUUACAAACAAAGCUGAGAAACCACUCUUAAUUUUUGUAAACUGCUUGUUAGUUAUAUAAAAUGUAAUGUUUCUUUUUAUUGUAAAUUUUCAUUGCGCUUGGAACUGUUUCAACUUAUUUUUUAUCCAGGUUUAUUUAUGGUCACAAAUUUAUAAGAUUUUCCUGUCCUGAUGGAAAACAUUGAAAGUUUAAAUUUGUUAAUUAAAAUAGGUAUAAUUAUGUUUUAAAAUGGGCACAGUCUGUAAACAACUGCGCUAUUUCUGUAAAAUGUUACAAUUGAUAUUGAAAUUACAUUUGUGUUUGAAAACUAAGCAUUUUGGGUGAAAAUUUACAGCAAUUAAUUAAAACAGCAGGUGUUUUUUUUUUUUUUUUUUACUGAAUUCAGAACCUGGUCAUGUAAACUAAGCCAUCAUGUGACAUAUGACUUUUUAUGAGUAAGUGUUUGGAAAGAAAUUAUUUUAUAUAGUAAAACCAUGUUUAAAAUA
Messenger RNA from Betta splendens (Siamese fighting fish), 4876 nucleotides. RefSeq names its product endothelin converting enzyme 1 (gene ece1). Lineage: Eukaryota; Metazoa; Chordata; Actinopteri; Anabantiformes; Osphronemidae. Bases 1820 to 4120 code for a protein of 766 amino acids. The transcript is spliced from 18 exons. The record is from RefSeq and is a predicted model, not a curated record. Gene Ontology annotation, cellular component: plasma membrane. Gene Ontology annotation, biological process: peptide hormone processing. Gene Ontology annotation, molecular function: metalloendopeptidase activity.